Molecule: messenger RNA, 390 nt
Organism: Staurois parvus
Lineage: Eukaryota; Metazoa; Chordata; Amphibia; Anura; Ranidae
Source: the annotation of a GenBank genome assembly
GGUGGAUGUGGUAUACUUGGACAGAGGGGUGGUGGUAGACGUGGUAUACUUGGACAGAGGGGUGGCGGUGGACGUGGCGGUGGACGUGGUUUACUUGGACAGAGGGGUGGCGGUGGAUGUGGUAUACUUGGACAGAGGGGUGGUUGUAGACGUGGUAUACUUGGACAGAGAGGUGGCGGUGGACUGGUUUACUUGGACAGAGAGGUGGCGAUGGACGUGGUAUACUUGGACAGAGGGUGGCGGUGGAUGUGGUAUACUUGGACAGAGGGGUGGUGGUGGAUGUGGUAUACUUGGACAGAGGGGUGUACGUGGUAUACUUGGACAGAGGGUUGGCGGUGGACGUGGUAUACUUGGAUAGAGGGGUGGCGGUGGGGGCGUGGUAUACUUAGA